GGCUCCCGGGACUCGGGUUCCAGGCCCGCCACGGAUGUCCUGUGUGAACUUUGGCUGGGCGGUGUUCCCGUCCGGGCCCAAGUGUCCACAUCUGUGAAAUGGGGUAGUUAAGCCCGCCGAGGAUUAGGAGGCCCGAAGGAGACGGUGCCAGGCGGAGAUGGAUCCACUCAGGGCCCAGCAGCUGGCAGCCGAGCUGGAGGUGGAGAUGAUGGCCGAUAUGUACAACAGAAUGACCAGUGCCUGUCACCGGAAGUGCGUGCCUCCCCACUACAAGGAAGCAGAGCUGUCCAAGGGCGAGUCUGUGUGCCUGGACCGAUGUGUCUCCAAGUACCUGGACAUCCAUGAGCGGAUGGGCAAAAAGCUGACGGAGUUAUCGAUGCAGGAUGAAGAGCUGAUGAAGAGGGUGCAGCAGAGCUCUGGGCCCGCUUAAGGCCCCAGACAAGACACACCGUGGGGUGCACCCAGCCCCUUCCUGCUUUAAUAAAAGGGCCCCCACUGGGUGUCAUCUGUGAAAACUGCCAGGCCUAGGCAUUCGCUAGAGUCUUCAGGAACCCGGAGUGUGAUAGCGCUCUCUCCUGGUUGAAGAAGGGGCAUUUGUCACACUGGAAUGUGACUGUGAAUGUGUGUAUGUAUGUGUAUAUAUAGUAAAACCAGUUUGCUGACACCUA
This is a messenger RNA of Carlito syrichta (Philippine tarsier), 668 nucleotides long. It is a transcript of the gene TIMM10, whose product is annotated as translocase of inner mitochondrial membrane 10. The record is from RefSeq and is a predicted model, not a curated record. Gene Ontology annotation, biological process: protein insertion into mitochondrial inner membrane. The coding region runs from base 158 to 430 and encodes 90 amino acids. Gene Ontology annotation, cellular component: mitochondrial inner membrane. The transcript has 3 exons. Lineage: Eukaryota; Metazoa; Chordata; Mammalia; Primates; Tarsiidae.